AUUUUAUUCAUAUAUCUAUUGUAAUAAUAAUAAUCCCAAUGGAGUCACAAAAUAAAGAUAAAUAUUUUAAGAGUGAUAAAAUAUUAAAUGCUAUAAACAAACUAUUUGUAUCUUUACAAGACUAUGAAAAAAAAGAAAUUAACCAGAGUUUACACCAGGUCAUAGAUGAGAUAAUUGAAAAAAUGAAAGAAAACACUUUUUUUAAAAAAGUAUUUCAAAGAAAAUUAUUUGGAGGUAGUUUCUAUAAAGGUACAAAAAUUGGUAUACCUGAAGAAUUUGAUAUAGAUAUAAUAAUUAAACUACCUAUUAAUUAUGAAGAUAUAAGAAUAUUUCUAUGUGACCACGAAGGUUUUAUCAAUAUAUACUCUGGUUUAAAUCAAAACAACUUAAUUCAUCUGAAAAUGGAUAGAGAAGUGCAUAAAUUACUUGAUAAUUCGAUGUAUAUUGAUCAAAAUAAAUUUCGUAGUUGGAUGGAAAGCAUUGUAAAUAUAAGUAUAUAUAAUUUACCAAAGAAAGGUAAUAAAUAUUUAUUAAAAAUAAAUAAUACUGAAUAUAUGAUAAGAGUAAUCAAGAGUGGUCCAGCAUUUACAUAUGAAAUAGAAUUUAUAAAUGGCAAAAAAAUAAACGUUGAUUUAGUACCAGUGUUAGAAUUUUCAAAAGAUAUACCACACAUGAGUAAUUUAUCAGAAUUUAAAGUACUCAAAAAACAAAAUUGGUUUGCUGUACCAAAGCCUAUUACAAUUAAUAAACAAAAACAUAUCUGUUGGAGAACAUGUUUUUAUGAACAAGAAAAAGAAAUUCUAUCUAAAAAUGGGCAAAUUAAACAAAUAAUAAGAUUGAUGAAAAAAUUAAGAGAUACCAAAAAUUGGAAUAAUAUUGCUAGCUACUAUAUAGAAACAAUUGCUUUAAACUUAUUACAAGAGGACUCAUUGUUUGGGAAAGGAUCAUGUACACUUUCGUUUAUGAAGAUGUUACGUUCCAUGCAUUCUACUCUAAUUCAUCAGUGCUUACCUUAUUACUGGAACAAUGAUUUUAAUCUAUUAUACAAACUCAAUUUAAUAGAAAUGAGAAAUAUUUCAAAUCAAUUGAGGAAAAUCAUUGAAAACAUUGAUAGAUCAAUAGAGAACGAUCCAUAUAUCAUUGCUAACUAUAUCUUAAAUGAAAAAGAAUAUAAUGAAUUAUAUUCUGAACUAAAUAAGUCACCUUCAGAAACAGAAAACAAUGAGGAUAAUAUCUGCAUGAUAAUUUAAUGAUGAUAUUUAAUAUGAAAUUUCUCUCAUCAAACGAGUUUUUAAAAAAUUACAAGUUAUAUUCAAUUAUAUAUAUAAUAUAUAAUAUUACUUUUUAUUUAUUAGUAUAUAGUCUUUAUAGUA
Messenger RNA from Vespula pensylvanica (western yellowjacket), 1373 nucleotides. RefSeq lists its product as uncharacterized. The record is from RefSeq and is a predicted model, not a curated record. The transcript has 10 exons. The coding region runs from base 39 to 1250 and encodes 403 amino acids. Lineage: Eukaryota; Metazoa; Arthropoda; Insecta; Hymenoptera; Vespidae.